Messenger RNA from Camelina sativa (false flax), 5556 nucleotides. The record is from RefSeq and is a predicted model, not a curated record. NCBI's taxonomy places the organism in Eukaryota, Viridiplantae, Streptophyta, Magnoliopsida, Brassicales, Brassicaceae.
AGAAAUGAUCAUUAAUUUUCUCAUAAGAGUAGCAUUGGUAAUUGAACCUAAGGACAGAGAAACCAACACCAUGUACAAACAAGCGUUAGAUUUGCUUUCACAAGCUUUGGAGGUUUGGCCAAAUGCCAAUGUCAAGUUCAACUAUUUAGAAAAACUGCUGAGCAGCAUGCCACCAUCUCAGUCAGAUCCGUCAACAGCACUUGCUCAGGGAUUGGAUGUCAUGAACAAAGUUCUGGAGAAGCAGCCUCAUCUUUUCAUUAGGAACAACAUCAGCCAGAUUUCGCAGAUUCUUGAACCGUGUUUCAAACACAAGAUGCUCGAUGCUGGUAAAUCAUUGUGCUCCUUGCUGAAGAUGGUCUUCACUGCAUUCCCCCUGGAUGCCGUCAAUACACCUCCUGACAUAAAGCUAUUGUACCAGAAAGUCAAUGAGCUAAUAAACAAACAUGUGAAUACUGUUACUGCUCCACAAGCUUCAGGAGAUGAUAACUCUUUUGGUUCAAUAAGCUUUGUACUUCUUGUCAUCAAAACCUUGGCCAAGGUGCAUAAAAACUUUGUUGAUUCAUAUGUGUUGGUGCGUAUCCUUCAGCGCCUUGCACGGGACCUGGGAUCAGCAGUGGGUUCUCAUCCUAGACAAGGCCAGCGACCAGACUCGGAUUCUGCAGUAACUUCUUCUCGUCAAACUGCUGAUGUUGGAGCAGUCAUAUGUAAUAUAAAGUCGGUCUUGGAACUUAUUGAUGAAACGGUCAUGCUUAUAGCAGAUUGCAAAAGAUCUGUUACUCAAAUUUUGAACACAUUGCUUUCCGAAAAGGGUACAGAUGCUAGUGUGCUUCUCUGCAUACUAGACAUGAUAAAAAGGUGGGUUGAGGAUGAUUUCAGCAAAACAGGCACAUCUGGUUUGUCUGGUUCUUUCCUUACCCAAAAGGAUGUAGUUACUUUUCUCAAUAAGCUUUCUUAUAUUGAUAAGCAACACUUCUCAUCUGAUGCUUUGGAAGAGUGGGAUCAGAAGUAUCUUCAGCUGUUAUAUGGACUUUGUGCCGAUUCAACAAAGUAUCCUCUGGGCCUACGACAAGAGGUCUCUCUGAAAGUUGAAAGACAUUUUAUGCUUGGUUUAAGGGCAAGUGAUCCUGAGAUGAGAAGGAAGUUCUUCUUGUUAUAUCACGAGUCACUUGGAAAAAAUUUGUUCGCGCGGUUGCAGUACAUUAUUCAAAUUCAGGAUUGGGAAGCUUUAAGUGAUGUAUUUUGGCUCAAACAAGGUCUUGAUCUCCUUUUAGCUAUCUUAGUUGAGGACAAGCCAAUUAGCCUGGCCCCAAAUUCCGCGAGGGUACUACCACUUUUACCUUCAGAUAGUCCUGGAAUACAGCAUCAAGCUCCUGCUAACUUAGAGGGUCCCGAAGAAGUUACUGCAAUGUUUGACAGUAUAGUUAUGAAGCAUGCACAAUUUCUGAGCGCGACCAGCAAACUUCAGGUGGCUGAUGUGGUCAUCCCUUUAAGGGAGCUGGCUCACACGGAUGCCAAUGUUGCAUAUCAUUUGUGGGUCUUGGUAUUUCCAAUUGUAUGGGUAACCCUGCUCAAGGAAGAACAGGUAGCAUUGGCUAAACCUAUGAUUUCUCUACUAUCGAAGGACUACCAUAAGAAGCAGCAAGGACACCGGCCAAAUGUUGUUCAAGCACUUCUGGAAGGGCUUCAGUUGAGCCACCCUCAACCUAGGAUGCCUAGUGAGCUUAUCAAAUAUAUUGGAAAAACGUACAAUGCGUGGCAUCUCGCAUUGGCGUUGCUAGAGAGCCAUGUGAUGUUGUUCAUGAAUGACACAAAAUGUGCUGAGUCUCUUGCUGAGCUUUAUCGUUUGUUAAAUGAAGAAGAUAUGAGAUUUGGGUUGUGGAAGAAGAGAUCCAUCACUGCUGAAACGAGAGCUGGACUUUCAUUAGUUCAGCAUGGUUUUUGGCAGCGUGCCCAGAGCCUCUUUUACCAGGCAAUGGUUAAGGCAACCCAAGGCACGUAUAACAACACAGUCCCUAAAGCAGAAAUGUGUCUGUGGGAGGAGCAGUGGCUCCACUGCGCCAGUCAGCUUAGUCAAUGGGAUGCCCUGGUAGAUUUUGGAAAAAGCAUUGAGAAUUAUGAAAUACUGCUUGAUAGUCUUUGGAAAUUACCCGAUUGGGCAUAUUUGAAGGAUCACGUUAUACCAAAGGCACAAGUGGAAGAGACUCCAAAGCUUCGUUUGGUUCAAUCUUAUUUUGCCCUUCAUGACAGAAAUUCAAAUGGUGUUGGAGAUGCCGAAAACACAGUGGGGAAAGGCGUUGAUCUUGCCUUGGAACAGUGGUGGCAGUUGCCUGAAAUGUCUGUUCAUGCUAGAGUGCCUCUAUUGCAGCAAUUCCAACAACUAGUUGAGGUUCAGGAGUCUGCUAGAAUUCAUGUUGACAUCGCAAAUGGGAGUAAAGGCACAGGAAAUGUUGCAGUUGGUGGACUUGGAAAUCGUUAUGCAGAUCUGAAGGAUAUUCUUGAGACUUGGAGGCUGAGGACUCCAAAUGAAUGGGAUAAUAUGACAGUCUGGUACGAUAUGCUACAGUGGAGGAAUGAAAUGUAUAAUGUUGUUAUUGAUGCAUUUAAGGACUUUGCUACUUCAAAUUCUCCACUUCAUCACCUUGGUUUUCGUGACAAAGCAUGGAAUGUCAAUAAGCUUGCCAGGAUAGCUCGGAAACAAGGGCUUUAUGAUGUUUGUGUUCAGAUUCUUGAAAAAAUGUAUGGACACUCAACUAUGGAAGUACAGGAAGCUUUUGUUAAAAUUAGAGAGCAAGCAAAAGCAUAUCUGGAAAUGAAGGGAGAGCGUGCUAGUGGUCUUAAUCUGAUCAAUAGCACAAAUUUGGAGUAUUUUCCAGAUAAGAUCAAAGCAGAGAUAUUUCGUCUGAAGGGGGAUUUUCAUUUGAAAUUAAAUGACACCGAAAGUGCUAAUAUUGCAUAUUCCAAUGCUAUCACCCUGUUCAAGAAUUUACCCAAAGGAUGGAUAAGCUGGGGAAGCUAUUGUGAUAUGGCAUACCAAGAAACACAAGAAGAAAUAUGGCUUGAAUAUGCUGUCAGUUGCUUUCUUCAGGGUAUAAGAUUUGGAGUUUCCAAUUCCAGAAGUCAUAUAGCUCGUGUUCUUUAUCUUCUUAGCUUUGAUACAGUGAAUGAGCCUGUUGGCAGAGUGUUUGAUAAACACUUAGAGCAAGUUCCUCACUGGGUAUGGCUUUCUUGGAUCCCACAGCUGUUACUUUCCCUACAAAGAACAGAAGCACCCCAUUGCAAAUUGGUUUUAUUGAAAAUUGCUGCAGUUUUCCCACAGGCUCUCUAUUACUGGUUGCGCACAUACUUGCUGGAACGACGUGAUGCAGUAAAUAAAUCCGAACUUAGCAGAUUGGUUUUGGCUCAAAGAAUGCAGCAAAAUGCCUCUGGUGCAAGUGCAGGCCACGGUGGAAGCAAUUUACCAUCGGAAACUCAAAUCCAUCAAGGCAGUCAAAUUAGCGGGCCCAGUGGAACACAUGACAGUGGUAAUGCACAUGGGCAAGAUAGUGACCGCUCCACUGCGGAAAAUAAUGUCCAUACCGGGAGUGAUCAACCGAUGCACCAAAGCAGCUCCGGUAUCAAUGAUAACAAUGAAAACACAGCGAGGCGGAAUGUUGCAUCCCUAGCAAUCUCUGCAGCGGGAGCUUUUGACGCUGCUAAAGAUAUCAUGGAAGCUCUUAGGGGUAAACAUAACAAUUUAGCCAGUGAACUCGAGGUUCUUCUCACAGAAAUAGGUUCAAGAUUCGUUACAUUACCGGAAGAAAGACUGCUGGCGGUUGUGAAUGCUCUGUUGCAUCGUUGUUACAAGUAUCCAACUGCUACCACUGCCGAGGUUCCCCAACCACUCAAAAAAGAGCUGUCGGGUGUCUGCAGAGCUUGUUUCUCAGCAGAUGCUGUAACCAAGCAUGUCGAAUUUGUGAAAGAGUACAAACAGGAUUUUGAGCGUCACCUUGAUCCGGAAAGUACAUCUACAUUUCCAGACACACUCGCUGAGCUGACGGCGCGACUGAAAAAGUGGAAAAAUAUUCUUCAGAGCAAUGUUGAAGAUAGGUUUCCGGCUGUGUUAAGAUUGGAAGAUGAGAGCAGGGUUUUGCGUGACUUCAGUGUUGUUGAUGUGGAGAUACCAGGGCAGUACUUUGCUGACCAGGAAAUCGCACCUGAUCAUACAGUAAAGUUGGAUAGGGUUGGAGCAGACGUUCCUAUCGUUCGAAGGCAUGGAAGCAGCUUCAGGCGGUUGACUCUGAUUGGCUCUGAUGGCUCGCAAAAGCACUUUAUAGUCCAGACAUCAUUGACGCCUAAUGCUAGAAGUGAUGAACGCAUCUUGCAGCUUUUCCGUGUAAUGAAUCAAAUGUUUGAUAAGCAUAAAGAAUCAAGACGGCGACACAUUGGAAUUCACACUCCAAUCAUCAUUCCUGUCUGGUCUCAGGUCCGGAUGGUUGAGGAUGAUCUCAUGUACAACACUUUCCUUGAGGUCUAUGAGAAUCACUGUGCACGAAAUGACCGGGAGGCAGAUCUUCCAAUUACCCACUUUAAGGAGCAACUUAAUCAAGCUAUAUCAGGGCAAAUCUCAGCAGAGGCAAUAGGAGAUCUUCGUCUGCAGGCUUAUAUAGACAUCACAAAAACUUUGGUCAAUGACAGUAUCUUCUCUCAGUACAUGUACAAGACGUUGAUGAGCGGAAGCCAUAUGUGGGCUUUCAAGAAACAAUUUGCAGUCCAGCUAGCUGUCUCCAGUUUCAUGUCCUUCAUGCUACAAAUCGGUGGGAGGUCCCCGAACAAGGUCUUGUUUGCAAAAAACACUGGGAAAAUGUUCCAGACAGAUUUUCACCCUGCUUAUGACGCCAACGGGAUGAUAGAAUUUAACGAACCCGUGCCUUUCCGCCUCACAAGGAACAUGCAAGCAUUCUUCUCUCAGUUUGGGGUCGAAGGUCUCCUCAUGUCAUCCAUGUGUUCAGCAGCUCAAGCAGUAAUCUCCUCCAAGCAAAACGAACAUCUACGGUAUCAGCUUGCUAUGUUCUUCCGUGAUGAAUUGCUGUCUUGGUUUGGAAGAAGACCUCUUGGUGUGCCGAUUCCUCCUGUUGGAGGAAUUGCUACACUGAACUCAGCGGAGCUGAAGCACAAAGUUAACGCCAAUGUGGAAGAUGUCAUUGGACGGAUCAGAGGAAUAGCCCCACAGUACUUUUCGGAAGAGGAUGAGAACACGGUUGAGCCGCCGCAGUCAGUGCAAAGAGGUGUGAACGAGUUGGUGGAGGCAGCCUUGUCGCCUCGCAACUUAUGUAUGAUGGAUCCAACAUGGCACCCUUGGUUCUAACUUGAAAAUACUUUACAAUUAAGUUUUCAGUGCUUUUUUUUUUUAAUUUAAUGGAAGCUAACAUUAUUCAUUAGGGUUGUAAAUAUGUAACCUUUAUGUAAUUUAUCACUCCUUUUGGUCACUCGCCUUUGUGCAACAUUUCCUGUACUAUAAAUUGUAUUUUUGAACCCUCUAAUCUUUAAUAUCAUAUCAUGCAUCAAAUAACCCUUCAA